CAACCAGGAAGUUGAGCCAGGUGUGGGACAUUUCGUGGCAAUUGUUCCUCAUUGCUGGACUUGUCGUGACAAGCAGAAAGGAGCAGAGAGGUGUGUGGGAGAAGACAAACUAAAGUUCCAAGUGACUCCUUAAAUAUGUUGGAUCAAAGAGUGAAUGAAACCAGAGGAGGCCAGAUUCCGUCAUUCAGGUACAACUUCAACCAGAAUGAGAAAGGCUGUUUUACCACUGAUCCCAGACCACCAGAACACUCCCAAGCUGUGUCCAAGAAGAACACAGUCAAAGAACUGCUAAAAAUGACACGCAAGAAAAGGAACAACUCGCAGGACGACAACAACUCGGUGCAUAAGUUUAAAUCUGCAAAAGCCGAAGCCUUUGCCAGUGACAUAAGUCCUCAUCUGUUGGGCCCUCCAGCACCAGUAAACACCAAUGUUAUGAAUAAUUUCCCUCCUACUUCUCCUGAAAAUGCCUACAUGACCUCACAACAAAUGCAAUAUCCAGCUCUGCAGGGACAAGGGGCUCCAACCGCUGAAACAAAGUUUACUCUAUUUCACUGGCAAAUACAGCAAGAGGCAAAGAGAUAUGGAGGAGUUUCUGAUGAGAUGCUGAACAUGCAAGACUCGGAUGGUGACACAGUUCUUCACAUAGCAGUGGCACAAGGUCGACGGGCUCUGGCUUAUGUGCUUGCUGCAAAAAUGGCAAGAUAUGGCUCUCUGGACAUUAAAGAACACAAUGGACAGACACCUCUUCAGAUAGCAAGUGCCACCAAUCAGCACUUGAUUGUCCACGACCUGCUGGUACAUGGAGCACAAAUCAACACUCGAGACCUCUGGGGCCGCUCUCCUUUGCAUGUGUGUGCUGAGAAAGGCCACUUUCUUAGUUUACAGAGCAUCUGGAGGACCCUAUUAGGGAGUGGGCAGCUGAUCGAUAUUGAAAUGUUCAAUUAUGAUGGUUUAACCCCGCUGCACACAGCAAUCUUGUCCCACAACGCUGUCAUCAAAGAGCUGAGGAGUCUGGAAAAUCCUUGUUCAUAUAUGGCAAUGGAGUUGGCGCAGAGGAGACGGAUGUUUGUUGAAUGUAUUAAGACUCUGCUGCUCAUGGGCGCCUCCACUGGGACAAAGGAUCUAAAAAGUGGACGGACGUGUCUUCACAUGGCUUCUGAGGAGGCAAAUGUGGAGCUGUUCAAUGUUUUCUUUGACCAGCCAUCUCCGCUGCCACUUGUAAAUGUUAAGACCUUCAGUGGAAACACAGCCCUGCACAUCGUCAGCUCUUUGCAAAAUCAUAACACUCAAGUGGCAGCGGUGAAGCUUCUGAUGAGAAAAGGAGCGGACCCCGGGACCAGGAACUUUGAAAAUGAGCUGCCGUCUCAGCUUGUGCCUGAAGGACCCAUCGGUGAAAAGGUGCGUCAGAUCCUGAAAGGAAAAUGUGUUCACGCUUAAGUGAAGCUCAAGAACACUGUCAGUCAGACAGUCAAUCAAAAUAUUAUUUGCCAAAACAAGGCAGAUUCUGGUUGUUUCAGUGAAACAUGCCAAAUUGUUCAUUACCAUGUAAUGACAGAAGAAAAAUGUGAAGCUAUGAUUUGUACUUUUUUUGUUUUAUCUCUUUUUGUUUACUCAUCUUUAUUGUUUUAGGCAUUCAUUUGAUUGUUUAAGAUUGCCAUACAGUGAAGGAACAUACUCUGUAAGUGUGUUGUGCUUUGGAUGAUGAUUUAUGACUUCUGCCAACAAGUUCAAUCAUGGGUUACCUUUUGGAUAUUGUUUAAUGUUUAUUUGGUUCAUUUGAAAGUUGGAAUGUUUGUACUGCAUAUUGUUGUAUUGGGAAGAACAUUAACAGUUAACAUUGUAUGUUGUUUUAAAAUCAGAACACUACUGACUUACGACCUGUGCAAGGUUAUUGUGAGAUAAUGACAUCUAUUCAAUAAUUCACAUCUGUGUAUAUUUUUAAAUGUUACUUUUGUUUGUUUAGUUAAAUGGUAUUUUUUUGGGGGGGGGCUUAAGUCAAAAUAAUGUAGACUAUAUAAAAUCAUUAAACAUUUUAUUGUGAAAUAUUAUAUUUUGCUUUUACACUGAUAAGAAGUUAACUGUACAUUGGGGUGACUUUCAACUCAGAAAAUAAAGUCUCUUUCACAAGA
Messenger RNA from Micropterus dolomieu (smallmouth bass), 2129 nucleotides. RefSeq names its product nuclear factor of kappa light polypeptide gene enhancer in B-cells inhibitor, zeta (gene nfkbiz). Gene Ontology annotation, cellular component: nucleus. Gene Ontology annotation, biological process: regulation of gene expression. Bases 136 to 1437 code for a protein of 433 amino acids. The record is from RefSeq and is a predicted model, not a curated record. Gene Ontology annotation, molecular function: protein binding. NCBI's taxonomy places the organism in Eukaryota, Metazoa, Chordata, Actinopteri, Centrarchiformes, Centrarchidae. The transcript has 11 exons.